CGUUGCUCACUGGUUCGGAGCGGGCGAACGACCUUUGGCUUGAACUCUCGUUAUCUGAGCGAUGGCGAGAAGUUCGGUUGCCGUUAAACACUCCGUCACGUCGCUAGGGGACGUGGAGGAAGUGGAGAAGGUGUUCAACAAGUUCGAUGCCAACGGCGACGGGAGAAUCUCCGCCGUCGAGCUGAGAGAGGUGCUGAAGGCGCUCGGAUCCGACGCGUCGGCGGAGGAGGUUGGGCAGGUGAUGUCCGAGAUCGAUAAGGACGGGGACGGCUUCAUCGAUCUGAAGGAGUUCACUGAAUUCCACAUGAAGCGCCCGUCGGACGGCGACGAGUGCAGCAGCAAGGAGCUGCGCGACGCGUUCGACUUGUACGAUCGCGACAGGAACGGCUUGAUAUCGGCGCGCGAGUUGCACGCGGUGCUGAAGAACUUGGGAGAGAAGUGCUCGCUGAAGGACUGUUCUCGGAUGAUCAGCUCCGUCGACGAGGACGGCGAUGGAUGCGUUAACUUCGAAGAGUUUAAGAAGAUGAUGAAGGCGUGACAGUGAAAUCCAUCUUUUUAGAAUCAACCAGUGCUGCUGCAGAAAUUGAAUCGAACGAUUGGACUAGAAUUGACGAUGGCACAUAUCCUGACAGAUUGCAAUUUUCCUCGCUUCCAGAAGGCAAGCAGAUUGCGAUUUUCCACUAUCAGAUCUCUCAGAAGGCAUCAGAUCUGAGAGAUGCCGUGGAAUUGGAGCAAAGUAGCAAUUUGUCAGGGGCUAUAAUUGACUUGUACUUUUGGUAGCUUGUAGUGCUAACUUUUGACCAUUGAAUGGCCUAUCUUUUUAAUUCGUGUGCUCAGUAAUAUUUCCCUUGAAAGUUUCAACGAAUACGAGAUGACUUGCGUAUCCCUA
This is a messenger RNA of Diospyros lotus (date-plum), 889 nucleotides long. Its product is annotated as probable calcium-binding protein CML23. The coding region runs from base 62 to 538 and encodes 158 amino acids. NCBI's taxonomy places the organism in Eukaryota, Viridiplantae, Streptophyta, Magnoliopsida, Ericales, Ebenaceae. Gene Ontology annotation, molecular function: calcium ion binding. The record is from RefSeq and is a predicted model, not a curated record. The transcript has a single exon.